Molecule: messenger RNA, 1784 nt
Organism: Stylophora pistillata
Lineage: Eukaryota; Metazoa; Cnidaria; Anthozoa; Scleractinia; Pocilloporidae
Product: membrane-associated progesterone receptor component 2
Cellular component (GO): endomembrane system; endoplasmic reticulum; membrane
Source: RefSeq, a predicted model, not a curated record
UGUGACGCGCUCCUUUAGUGCUUCUUUUACAAAAUGGACCUCGAUAGGGUCGUAUCAUCGGUGUUAAACUUUAUUAAAUCUCUCUCUUCCCCUGUGCAAAUCAUUGGAUUGCUUAUUAUUGUAAUAAUUGUUCGAAAAAUUGUGCAAUCUAGAUUUAAAAAACCGCCUCCCCCUCCUCGAGAAAAACCGCUCGAACCUAUGAAGAAACGAGACUUCACUCCACAAGAGUUGGUAGAAUACGAUGGUGUGAAGCAAAAGCGUGUCUUGUUAGCUGUCAACGGCAAAGUGUUCGAUGUUACUCGAGGAAAAGACUUCUACGGUCCAGGGGGACCUUAUAGUGUCUUUGGUGGACAUGAUGCAAGUAGAGGUCUCGCAACUUUUUCAGUCGGAAAUGAUGCUGUCAAAACUGAGUAUGACGAUUUGUCAGACCUUAACAGCAUGCAGAUGGAUUCAUUGCGGGAAUGGGAAACACAGUUUUUGGAGAAGUAUGACAUGGUUGGACGCCUGCUGAAACCAGGCGAAAAACACCAACAGUAUGAUGAAUCAGAAACAGAAGAAGAAGAUGGGAAAGGAGACAAGAAAGAACAGUAGAAGCUUGAGAAACAACUGUCUAGGAAUUCAAAGGAUGUAUAAAGAGAAAAACUACGUGAUCAAACUGCGCCAGUGUACACUUAACCCGCUAGUGAUACUAAAGAGAAAUUAUCCAGCGUCCACAAUUAUGUUCAGGAAAUUGACAUUUAUUUUUAACAGUCAAGUGAUGCUUUGCAAGUAAUUGAAAUUUAUUUGUGAAUGUGUUCUGAGGUCAAUUUUAGGAGCUGAGCAACAGGCUAUCUACCCCUCCCUCCCCAGACUAAUGUUUAACCCUAACUUGUUAGCAGCUAAGUUGUUCACUUACUUACAGUGAUCUGUGUUUUGUAUGGUGUUAGUCAUUUUUAAGUAGAGUUUACUUGGCUCAUUCGUCAGUCUGAAGUAAUAAUAAUUUAUUCUUGUUCCCCUUCGUGCUACUGCCUGAGAACAACAAGAACAGGCGAAUGAAUUGAUCAAAAAAUAAUGGUAAAGAAAAAAAAAUUAUUACUUUUAAGAUGUUAGUAAUGUUAUGUUUUAGAAUGCAUGUAAUAUUGUAACCUACAACAUCCCCCAUUUGGUGUAACUGAAUCUACUAGGACACAACAUUUUCCAAGUGGUAAAAGGUUUUAAUAGACCGUGCUAGGGACAAAUACAUGAGUAGGUGUUUGUAUCAAAUGGAAGGAAAACGGAGAGAUUCCCGAGACAGGAUGUGGACAAUAAGUCUAAGUAGGUAAACUGGAAUUGUCUUUGAUGGUCCAUCUGUCUUGGGUGAUCUUGUGUCACCUCACAUCAUCAUUGUAAGAUAGUCUCUCAUAUCAAUAGAAACUGGAGAGUUACAGAACAAACCAGGCAGUUUAAUGGACAAACUUUUAUUUCUCUCAGUGGUUUGAGCAGUUUUCUGUAGAGUGUUAAAAGCAGUUUGAUAUUGUAUUGUUUGGAACACUUGUCACAAAAAAUUAUUAGAUGCUGAACUGAAACUGAAACCAGUCAUGACUUGGUCACCCUAGUUCUCCUCAGUUUGAAGUUAUUUACAUAUUAUCUGAUUUUCCUCAAAUUCUAAUUAAAUUAUUGUGAUAUUUAACUUUGCUCUAAUUGGCUGCUGUGGUUAGGUUUAGCAUUUACCCUCAUUUGAAAACAUUGUAGUAUACCGCAACGGUGUUUGUAAAGUAGUUUUGAGUGAAAGGAAGGAAAGAAAUGAUAUCUUUGUUUUCAACAGA